CGCGUGUCGUGAAUGAGAGAGCGGAGAGCGUUUUGCUCCCUCACCAGACGAAUAAAGAUAGAGUAUUGUGAUUUAAAUUAAGCUGCACGGAGUAUAUAUUGGGAUGGAUCCAUUCACUGAGAAACUGUUAGAGCGCACAAGGGCUCGUAGAGAGAAUCUCCAGAAGAAGAUGGCGGAGCGACCCACAUCAGCCAACCGACCAAUGGCAAAGAGAACACGAGAACCACUUGUAGAUACGAACAGUGCCAUUAGUGAGCCCCCCGUCGAAAAAGCACUUCCCUCCUCAAAGCCAUCUCCGUCAAAGCGUCGCUGUUCAGAUGAGAAUACCCUCAUCACUGGAGAAGAAAACAAGCAACCAGUGGGUACACAUUUUACAGCCUCUGAGCCCAUGACAGACAAGAAGCCACCCCUGGCACCAAGCAGUGCUCGCCCUCGGCCAGUGGAGCAAAAGGUUACUCAUUGUACCCCAGAACCCCCAGAGAUGCUGCCCAUUCAUCCUUCUCCAGACACAGAAAAGAUGGUGGUGUGCCCUCCACAAUCUCCUGCAAAGCGCAUAGAGAAUGUUGUGAAUCAUUCUGCUCUAGAUGGAGCCAGAGAGACUCCUAAAGUUACACCAACCCCAGCCCCCUCUGGCAUGAGAUCACGCUUACAGAGACUGGCUGAACAGAGGCAGUACUGGGACUCUGAGGGGACUUCAGAGACUGUCCCAGAGAGCAUAGUGGUAUCUCCUCUAAAUUCCCAGAAAGAGGAGCUCCCCCCUACUCCUGCUUCUAUGAACUCUGGGCUACCUACUGGAAGAAAGCGUAGAUUCGCAAACCUAGCUGCCACUAUCGGUUCCUGGGAAGAUGACCUCGGACACCCGCCCACUCACCGGGACAAUUCACAAGUGCAGCCUGGCACAGCCUGUGUGCAUCCACCAGCCCGUGCUGCGGCAAACAUCAAUGCGAGGCCAACUCCUGCUGUGGAGCGACCUCAGUCAGCGCGGCCAGCUCCACAAAAGUCUAUUGACAUUGGUCAGCAGCCAUUGGUUUACUCUGCAGUCAAGUCAACCAGAGUGGUUCCUCCUUGUCCUCAGAAGACUGAGUUGCCUCAAACCAGUCUCGCUCAAGCGGUUCCCUCUCCUGCUUCCAGCCCAUUGAAGAUUUACUCCUCGACCCAGCCCUGCAGUCCACUCAAAUCUUCGACAGCUUCUCCCUCUAGUCCCCAUAAAGGUCAGAUCCCUCCGAGCCCCUUGAAGAAUCAGGGCCCAUUGAACAAAUUUAAUUCUGGAGCACUUAAUUCAAGUCCCGCAAAACCAGUUUUGGUAUCUAAACCCUCUUCUGCCGAUGCUGCUGUUGUACCGCCAAUUCGUGAGAGGUUUACCAAGAACACAACACCUAUACAGCAAAAAGGCCCAGCUGGAACUUGUGGGGGUGUGAAGUCAUUUUUGGAGCGUUUCGGGGAAAGGUGCCAGGAGCGUAACCAGAGCUCUCCCUCCACAUUAGGAGGACAAGGCCUUACUCCCGCAACAACUCCUGUCACUCCCAAGUCCAGGCUGCUUCAAGAGAGGCUUGGAGGUGCCCGGGCUACCUCCAGCACUGCCAUGCUCACUCAAAAGCAGAAAAUGGAACGAGAGGCAGAACUGGCACAAGUUCGUAAUCGAUUUCAGAAAGGCAACAUGUGGAGAAGCAAAGAGGAUCUCUCAGAGGUCAAGAAUGACCCUGAAAUCAAGGAAAUGGAAUCACCUGUACAGAGUCAGACAUCUGCACCACUACUUUAUAAUGAGCUUUCUGCUCCAGUCCCUGAAAUACUCGACAAUCCUUCCGAAUCUAGUGGAAAAGACAUGAACUGUGCUCUCCCAAUCCCAGUAAUGGAAGUUGAAUGCAAAGUAGAGAUGCCUGAAGUGAAAGAGGCAGAAGAAGUGCAUGAGAUUGAUAUAAAUGUGGAUGGUUCUGUAAACUCUGAAAUGAUAAACGAGCUCUUUGAUGGAGUUUUGGAUGAGAACGAGGAGGAGAGUGCAGAGGACGAUGCCUUGAAUAUCUCCUCAAUGUCUCUCCUUGCUCCGCUGGCAGAGACCGUGGCUGCUGUGGUCAAGAGCCCUGAGAGGAAGCUUAUGACAUCUACUCCUGCCAGCUCAUUCAGUGAGAAGAGUUCCACCCCACAAGGGGCAUCUAGGCCCAAUAAGUUUCAAAGGACACGCAUGACACGGGCUGAAUCAUCUGACGGCAUUGACAACAUAGAUGAGGAGCAAAACCAAAACCUUCUCUACAGCAUUGAUGCCUACAGAUCCACCAGGGUUAAGAAUGAGUCAGAGAGACCUCAUGGUAAACAGGUGAUUCUGAGAAAAGAGGAUGUUUCUCAGAGAAUGGAGACAAUUGGGAGCCCCAUUUACAUCAACAUUAAACAGAAAAUGAAGAUGUUGACCAACGAGAUGAACCUGCAGCAGACCGUGAUCCAUCAAGCUAGUCAGGCUCUCAACUGCUGCACAGAUGAAGAACAUGGGAAAGGAUCUCCAGUAGAGGCAGAAGCAGAGAGACUGCUGCUCAUUGCAACUGAGAGGAGGACUGCCCUCAAGGCUGAGCUUGACCAGUUGAAGGCAGAGAAGAAAGAACCCUGCAGUUCCCAAGUGGAUAUGGGUAUAUCUGCCUCUAAAGGCUCCAUCUCACUGCUGGAGCUGCGACUCCCCCUGAAGGCAGACUUUAUAUGCUCCUCUGCCAACAAGCCUGAAUGUGGAAACCAUUACUUCUUUGUGAUGAUCCGUGCUGGAGCUGAGAACACAGUGGCCACUCCUCUUGCAAGCACUCGCAAUGCUCUAAGUGGCAAUGCUCUGACCUUUACCAUGAAAUUCACUUUGUCCGAUGUCUCUAAUGACUUUGAGGUUGAUAUUGAGGUCUACUGUUUGGUUCAGAAACGGGAGCUGAUCCCUGAGAAGAGGAAAAAAAACAAAUCAAAGGCAAUCACACCAAAAAGGUUCCUCGCUAUCUCUAAGACCAACCUCCAAACACCCGUUAUGGCGAGCCCCGGUGGUCCAAAUGCGGUGCGCACCAGCAGCUUUGUUCUCGUUGGAUCACACAAGUUAACUCUAUCCUCUAUUGGGAAAAACAGGUUCCCCUUGGAGAAGAUCAAAUAUGAAGGGAGUGAAAGAGAGCUGCUCAGUGACAUGUUUCACAACAAGGUUCCUUUCCUUUGUCCUUUGGAGGGGCACAUUUACCUAAAAAUGCAAUGUGAGGUUGGCUCUCGAGUAGAGGAGAGAGGCUUCCUGUCUAUGUUUGAGGAUGUCAGUGGUUUUGGGGCCUGGCACAGGAGAUGGUGUGUCCUUUCGGGAUACUGCAUCUCAUAUUGGACCUACCCUGAUGAUGAGAAACGGAAGAAUCCUAUUGGUCGCAUUAACCUUGCCAACUGUACCAGUCGUAAAGUAGAGCCAGCUAACAGAGAGUUCUGUGCUCGGCCCAAUACAUUUGAGCUCAUCACCGUGAGACCACAGAGGGAGGAUGACAGGGAGACUCUGGUCAGCCAGUGCAAGGACACCCUGUGUGUUACAAAGAACUGGCUGAGCGCUGACACUAAGGAUGAGAGGAACCUGUGGAUGCAGAAGCUCAACCAGAUCUUGGUAGACCUGCGCAUGUGGCAGCCAGAUUCAUGCUACAAGCCCAUGUGAGCCUGUCUCUAUCUGGGAUCAAGGCCCAAACAUAUCCUGGUCUGACUUUCCCAUUGAUUUCCCAUCGUUUACUUGUCUGAUUUGGAAGUGCAAUAUGGUAUGAAAGUUACAGAGUGUUUACAGAUCCAUUUUACAAGCUUCUCAUUUUAGAUUUGACAAAGUCAAAUGUAUAUGGGAUAAGAAGAAAAAAAAAAUCAAUAAAGCCAUAAAAUGAGACAUUUACAGGGGCUUUCAGGUAUGUUAUUAAUGUUGUGUUGAUUAGUAAGGGUUACUUAAAAUCUAAUGAAAGUUUGCUUGCUUUGUUAAGACUGUCAAUUUGUAUAUGUAUGAAUAUAUUUAAAUGUGUCUCUUGCAAUACUACUGUCUGCUGAGAUACCUGCUGUAAGAAUAUUUUCGGAAGAUUCCUCAUUACUUAUUUAUGCAUGCAGAUGACAAGAAUUCACAAAAUAGAGUAAGACUAAAUCUUUAAAUUAACCACACACACUAAAUGUCACAUCUUGGUGACACCACAGCUUUAAUUCUCCUAAGAUUUUGAAGCUCUUCAACUUAAACAAACCCAUAAUAUCUUUAUAGUUUUUGAGCAGGUAUACUUUCUGAUGUAUUUGCUUUUACUUUGCCUUUACUCCUCCAUAACAGGAAUCAGUAUUUUGUUUAAAUGGUUUGGUUGGAUUUAUAGAUUUCUGAAAAAUUUGCUUGAAUUGAGAAAUGUAUAUUUAUAUACAUUUGCAGCCAAAAGUUUGUAAUUCUGUACAGAUUUUGCUGUUUGAGAAGGAAAUUGGUACUUUUAUUCACCAAAGUGGGAUUCAACCGAUCACAAAGUAUAGUCAGGACAUUACUGAUGUAAAAAUCAGCAUCAUCACUAUUUGAAAAAAGUCAUUUUUGAUCAAAUCUAGACAGGCCCCAUUUCCAGCAGUCAUUACUCUAAACACCUUUUCCUUGCGUAGUCAUGCAUAAAUUGCUAAUUUGGUACUUAAAAAUCAUGUGCCAUCAUAUCAAACACAGUUGAAAGCUAUUUGGUUCGUUAAAUGAAGCUUAACAUUGUCUUUUGUGUUUAUUUUUGAGUUGCCACAGUAUGCAAUAGACUGUCAGUCAAUCAUUGUUUUGAGGAAUGAAGGCUAUAUACAAUGCUUGAAAUUGCCAAAAACAUAACUGAAGAUUUCAUACAAAGAGUCUCUAGUUUGAGAAAUAGGUGCCUCAUGUCCUCAGCUGACAGCUUUAUUGAAUUCUACUCAUUCAACACCAGUUUCAUGUACUGGGAAGACUCAGUGGUUUAGGCCUUAUGGGAAGAAUUGCAAAGAAAAAGCCACGUUUGAAACAGAAAAAACCAAAAUAAGAGGUUACGGUGGGCAAAGAAACAGACAUUUGACAACAGAUAGUUGUAAAAGAGUGUUAUGGAUCUUAAACCAUUGAGCUUUUGUGGGAUCAUCUAGACUGUAAGGUGCGUGAGAAUGUAAGGUGCGUGAGAAGUGCCCGACAAGACAGCCACAUCUAUGGCAAGUGCUACAGGAAGUGUGGGGUGAAAUGUCACCUGAGUAUCUGGACAAACAGACAGCUAGAAUGUCAAGGAUCUGCAAAGCUGUCAUUGAUGCCCAUGGAGGAUUUUUUUAUGAGAACUCUUUGAAGUAGUUUAAGAAGUUCUUUUUUUUUUUUUUUUUUUUUAAAUAGUAAUUUUCUAUGUUAUUUAUACCCUGACUAUACUUUGUGAUCAGCUGAAUGCCACUUUGGUGAAUAAAAGUACCAAUUUCUUUCCAUAAGAGCAAAAUCUGCACAUUAUUCCAAACUUUUGGCCACCAGUGUAUAUUUUGGAUUAAGUACACAAUGGAGAGCACAUUUUUUUAUUUUUAUUUUAGAUAUUUAAGGGUAGUUUUACACCAUGCCAGCUAAUGCAUUUUGUGCUGACAAUUCAAAAUAAAAAAUUAGGUCUGAAUAUGUUUAAAAACCUUUUCUCUGUUUCUUUAUUAAAACUCACCAGAUCAAUGAAGAUUGGCUUCCAAAAUAAUAAAAAUACAAAUUUACGUGAUGUUGAAAUAUGUUGGUUGUCAGUUUCCGAGAUGAGAUAAAGUGCUAAUGGCAAAGGAAAGUGGUCAAUGACAUAAAAAUUAUGUUAUUACUUGCCUUGAUCCAGGUGGCUUUACAUUAAUUGUGAUGGUUAAAAUAUUUAUCAUGUACAACUCCUAUUUUCUAAGCGCUCUGUAUGACAUGUAUGUUUUUGUGUGUUUGCUUUUUUAAAAGUUUUUUUUUUUUUAAACUUUUAAAUGGUUAUAACCUGCCCUAGAUUUAUAUUUACAUGUAUCAAAAUGUGUUUGUUGAAUCUUUGUCUGUGAUACCCCCCCGCCCCCCACUGAACAUAUUAAUUACUUCAACUGAUACAGAUUUAAUUUCCUUGUUAUACAAUAAUACAAAUUCAGCACAUUCUCUGUAGAGAUCAUAAGGCAUUUUCGUGUUAUGGCAUAGACUGGCUGUUUUCUGUUAUCACCUCUUUUAAACACUCCAAAUGUGGCUUCCAUGUAUUCAGCAAAGCUACAGUUUAAAUAAACCAUAC
Messenger RNA from Xyrauchen texanus (razorback sucker), 6179 nucleotides. RefSeq names its product anillin-like. The record is from RefSeq and is a predicted model, not a curated record. Gene Ontology annotation, biological process: actomyosin contractile ring assembly; mitotic cytokinesis; septin ring organization. The coding region runs from base 104 to 3637 and encodes 1177 amino acids. Lineage: Eukaryota; Metazoa; Chordata; Actinopteri; Cypriniformes; Catostomidae. Gene Ontology annotation, cellular component: actomyosin contractile ring. The transcript is spliced from 25 exons.